AUGGAGCUGGAAGAGCUGCCCUGUCUCCUGGGGGAGCAGCCAGGCUGGCUGGGUGCCCUGGCACUACUGGGUGUGCUGGUGCUGUGCCAGGGGCUGCGGCGCCCCGGGGGUUCCCCGCACUCCCACCCCGUGCUGUGCUACAGCGGCGCCGAGCUGGGGGACGAGGCCCCCGCGCAGCUCCUGGGGCGCAGCCUGCGCUGGGACCGCUACGUGCCCGUGCAGCUGGUGCCACAGCUGGAGCAGCUGGAGAGCACCAGGCACCGGCGGCACCGGCGGCACCGCCCGCACGGCUGCCCCGCGCUGCAGACCCGUGCCAGCCUCCGCAGCGAACCCAACGAGCGCUCCAUCUCCCCGUGGCGCUACCGCAUCGACGAGGACGAGAACCGGUACCCGCGCAAGUUGGCCUUCGCCGAAUGCCUGUGCAGCGGCUGCGUGGAUGUCAAGACGGGCCGGGAGACGACGUCGCUCAACUCAGUGACCAUCCACCAGACCAUGAUGGUGCUGCGGCGCAAGCCCUGCCCGCACCCCGCCGGGCUGGGCCUCGUCACCUUCGAGGUGGAUUAUAUCAAGGUGCCCGUGGGCUGCACCUGCGUCCUGCCCCGCACCAGGCGCUGACCCUCCCCUGCUCCCGUGGAGCCCCUGUAGCGUGACCGUGUCACCGCAUCCCCCUCACCCGUGCUUGUUUUAGAGCACCCAUCCACAGCCAGGGCAUCCUCCCAGCCCCUCACCUCAUUAUUUAUGAGUUAUUUAUAAGCCUUGCAGCCAGGGGGCUUUUUUUACCCCGUAUUUAUUGCUGACUCCCCUGGCUGCAGCUGUGACUCCGGGUCCAGCAUCGCCCCACAGUGCUCGAGACCCCCCGGCCAGACCUUGCGAGCGCUGCCCAGGCACGCGCUGGUUAUUUAUUCCCCCUAAAAGCUAUUUAUUGUCUCCUCUCUAUGUGCUAUUUAAUGCUGCAAAUAAAAGCUGACC
Molecule: messenger RNA, 969 nt
Organism: Chiroxiphia lanceolata (lance-tailed manakin)
Lineage: Eukaryota; Metazoa; Chordata; Aves; Passeriformes; Pipridae
Gene: IL17C
Product: interleukin 17C
Exons: 3
Coding region: 1-615 (204 amino acids)
Biological process (GO): inflammatory response
Cellular component (GO): extracellular region
Molecular function (GO): cytokine activity
Source: RefSeq, a predicted model, not a curated record